Molecule: messenger RNA, 1695 nt
Organism: Cladophialophora yegresii CBS 114405
Lineage: Eukaryota; Fungi; Ascomycota; Eurotiomycetes; Chaetothyriales; Herpotrichiellaceae
Exons: 1
Coding region: 1-1695 (564 amino acids)
Biological process (GO): plasma membrane phospholipid scrambling
Cellular component (GO): plasma membrane
Molecular function (GO): phospholipid scramblase activity
Source: RefSeq, a predicted model, not a curated record
AUGGCGACGACCAUGGUCCUCCUGUCGCGAUCGGCUUGUGCUGCGCUCAAACCGCGAACAUGUUUAUCAGCUGCUUCCAGAAGUUUCAGUGCAAGCAGCCAGCGCCUGCAAUCUCCAGACCCCGAGCCCAGGAAGGAUCAAGAUGCAGCAUCCCCCCAGGGAAAGCCGCCUCCCAAGCCUCCUUCAAUGGAGGAUGUCCUAGCCAACACAGAUCCCGAAGACAAUCCCCUCCUCGCUCCUGUCCACAUACCCGAAGAUUCCAAUGCCAUCCUCCGAUCAAGUUAUCCUGCGGCUGGUAUUCUCACUCAAUCUGCCAUCGUCAUUCAGCGGCAACUCGAAAUGAUGAACCUCUUGGUUGGAUUUGAGCAAGCAAAUCGAUAUGUUAUACUCGAUCCUCAGGGAAACCAUAUUGGGUACAUGGCAGAACAUGAUGGUGGCAUCAGCCACACCAUGAGGAGGCAGUUCUUUAAUACACACCGUGCCUUUACCACGCACGUUUUCGAUCGGAACUCGCGCGAGGUCUUGAGAUUUUAUCGCCCAUUUUCGUGGAUCAAUACGCGCAUUCGCGUCUACGAUCCUUGGGAUACACAGUCCAAUUUCGAGACCUCUACAUCUACCAAGUUGGCUCAGAGCAAUGCAGAUUCCACUUUGCCGCCACAGAUAUCACCAGUCCCCCUCGAGAACAUGCGUGUGAUCGGCGAGACUCAAUCCCAAUGGGCGCCCCUGCGCCGCAAAUACGAUUUGUUUCUUUCCCACAACCUUUCUCUGGGUGAUCAAGGUCCUAAAGCCAUGCCAACGAGAAGUGCCGAAGACCUUUCGAAUAUACAAAAAGAGCAGGUCGCAAAACGCAAUCAAUCCGGCUCUUCCACCGACUUUGCCCAGUUUGCUCGGGUGGAUGAACCCUUCCUCUCGUGGGAUUUCUCGCUGCGCGACGAAAACCUUCGUAAGAUCGGAACGGUCAACCGAGAGUUUCGCGGAUUUGGCCGAGAGUUGUUUACUGACACGGGGAGCUAUGUCCUGAGAAUGGACGCUGCUGAGAGUGAAGAUCACUCACCCGGAUCCAUCCAAGAUCAACCUGCCCAUGCAGAUGUCUUAGGAGGGAGCAAGUUCGGCAUGACACUUGAUCAACGAGCGGUGAUGCUGGCUACGGCCGUCACGAUCGACUAUGACUAUUUCUCCCGGCACAGUGGAGGCCAUGGUUUCUUCCCCCUCUGGCUCGGAGGUGGUGGUGGAGACGCAGCUGGCGGUGCAGCCGGAGCCGGAGCGGCGGGAGCUGGCGAGGCCGCUGGUGCUGCGGGAGGUGUGGGCGCUGCUGAGGCUGGUGGUGCCGUUGUUGGGGGAGCUGGUCGAGCUGUUGGAACAGCUUCAGGAGGAGCAGCGGGUAUGGGUGAGGGCGCCAUGGCCGGGGCUGGGACCAUGGCAGGUUAUGAAGCCAUGCAAAGAGGCAUGGGCCGUCGGUCUGAGGGUGCGGUCGAUGAUGCCAGCCCCCAACAACAGCCUCCCGAGCAGCCUUUUGGCCAACCUUAUGAUUCACAGUCUCCACAAAGUGGUUUCAGCGAGCAAGAUCAAGGGCAAGACGUUUGGGGUUCUGCCGAGUCAGACCCGUGGAGUGAAGGACCACAAACGGGUGGUUCAGAAGGUGGCGAAGGAGGCGGCUGGUUGUCGCAAUUGUGGGAUUCGUUCUGGAACAAUUGA